Molecule: messenger RNA, 1012 nt
Organism: Aphis gossypii (cotton aphid)
Lineage: Eukaryota; Metazoa; Arthropoda; Insecta; Hemiptera; Aphididae
Product: surfeit locus protein 6 homolog
Exons: 4
Coding region: 117-944 (275 amino acids)
Biological process (GO): ribosomal small subunit biogenesis; ribosomal large subunit biogenesis
Cellular component (GO): nucleolus
Molecular function (GO): RNA binding; DNA binding
Source: RefSeq, a predicted model, not a curated record
GAUAAUGAAAUACAUACCAUUGAAAAAUGUGUUAUUCUUUUAAAAUAACUAAGUUUAAUAAUUAUUGAGGGUUCAAUAAAACCUUAUUGUUUAAGACAAAAAUAAAAUAACUAAUAAUGUUGUCGUCAAACCAAGACAACGUGAAGAACCUCUUCAAUAAAGAAUUCGAUUUCGUCAGUGCCAUUCUAAAUCAAGUGAAAUUGCCAGAGCGUGUUGAAGACUCGGAUUCAGAAGAAAGUGAUAGUAAUACAAAAGUCAGAAAGCCAAUACUUGCAAGCGAUGAAAUAAAUAGAGCUCAAAGUUUAGAUGAACUACACACAAGACUUGCUGCAAUAAGAGAAAAGAAAUAUACAUACCGAGGAAAAAUAAUUAAAAACAAACUUCAAAAUAAGAUUAAAAGAAAAAAAAAGAUACAUGAAAAAACUAAAGGUGAAAAAAAACCUAAUGACACUGUUGAAAAAACAAAUGAAAAACCUUCUAAAGUAAAUGGUACUAAUAGCAAGGCUAAAUUAGUAUUCAACCGAAUAAAUUUCUUAGGAGAACAAACCGAAAUUGCUCCACCUCCAACAAGUACAAAUGCAAAGGUGGCUUUAGAUGAAAUUAAAACAAAGCAACAAAUGUAUAGUGAAUUGGAAAAAUCUGGUGAAAGUGAUAAAGCUAAAGAAUUAAAACAGCGUGAUGCAUGGAAUAACGUUUUAGCUAAAGCUGAAGGAGUAAAAGUUAAAGACAAUGUAGAAUUAUUAAAAAAAACCAUUGCAAGAAAAGAAAGACAGAAAAAGGUUAGUAAAACUAAAUGGGAGGAAAGAAAAAAUACUUUAGAAAAAACCAAGAAAGAAAAGCAAGAUAAACGUACAAAUAAUUUAUUGAAAAAGAAACAAGAAAAAAAGGAAAAAAUAAAAAAGAAAGCUAUAAAAAAAGGGCGGUUUGUGCCCGGCAUAAAUUAAUAAAAAAUGUUUUUAAGUAUGUAAAAAAAUUGGUGAUCUUAUUAAAAAUUAUAGAAUUAUCAAUAUUA